Molecule: messenger RNA, 375 nt
Organism: Penicillium diatomitis
Lineage: Eukaryota; Fungi; Ascomycota; Eurotiomycetes; Eurotiales; Aspergillaceae
Exons: 1
Coding region: 1-375 (124 amino acids)
Biological process (GO): secondary metabolic process
Source: RefSeq, a predicted model, not a curated record
AUGGCGUCUAUGAAAAACAUCAAUCCUUCGUCCCAGACAUUCUUCCUCCAAAGUGACAUAUCUUUACUGAAGAAUGUCGACAAAGCUUGCGCGGAAAUAGCCCCGAGAGAGCAGAAAGUGAACCUUCUUUUCAUGACGCCUGGAGUGAUGACGAUGAAGGGCCGUCAAGAGACCGCUGAAGGGCUAGAUCGCAAAUUUGUGUUGCACUACUACGCCCGAAUGCGGUUCAUCUACAAGUUGCUGCCCCUGCUGAGGAGGUUGCACAACAGAGGGCCCAGAGUGAUGGCACUAGGCUAUCGCGGGUCGUCUCGGUAUUCGACCCCAUGGCUUCGAUUCGUGCUGGCGGCUCAGGCAUGCUUGACUUCUCCGACCUGA